Molecule: messenger RNA, 1328 nt
Organism: Fukomys damarensis (Damara mole-rat)
Lineage: Eukaryota; Metazoa; Chordata; Mammalia; Rodentia; Bathyergidae
Gene: Dusp11
Product: dual specificity phosphatase 11
Exons: 9
Coding region: 118-1089 (323 amino acids)
Biological process (GO): protein dephosphorylation
Molecular function (GO): protein tyrosine/serine/threonine phosphatase activity; polynucleotide 5'-phosphatase activity
Source: RefSeq, a predicted model, not a curated record
GGCGCAGUAGCGAGGCACCCGAGCGCUUUAGUUCCGGUUCGCUUCUGUGGUACGGAGGGCGCCGGCGCUACGGCUCUGACUCGUUUGGUGUCGGGAGGGCGGUUUUUCUGGGCCCACAUGAACCAAUGGCAUCACGCCCGCAGCGGCUGGGGCCGCGGACGCGACGCCUCUGGACGUCCUUCAACCAAGAAGAAGGGUGGAAACCGCAUCCCGGAAAGGUGGAAAGACUAUCUUCCAGUUGGACAGCGGAUGCCUGGGACUCGUUUCAUUGCUUUCAAAGUACCUUUGCAAAAGAAUUUUGAAGUGAAUCUUGCUCCAGAAGAACGCUUUUCUCUUUUGGAUCUUUUUAACAAAAUCCAAGAGCAAAAUGAAGAGCUUGGACUGAUUAUUGAUUUAACAUAUACUCAGCGCUAUUACAAACCAGAGGAUUUGCCAGAAACUAUUCCUUAUUUUAAAAUUUUUACAGUUGGGCAUCAGGUGCCUGAUGAUGACACUAUUUUUAAAUUCAAAUGUGCUGUUAAUAAAUUUUUGAAAGAAAAUAGAGAUAAUGACAAACUUAUUGGUGUCCACUGUACCCAUGGUUUAAACAGGACUGGCUACCUCAUCUGCAGAUAUUUGAUUGAUGUAGAAGGCAUGAGGCCAGAUGAUGCAAUUGAAUUAUUCAGUAGGUGCCGAGGACAUUGCAUAGAAAGACAAAACUACAUUGAAGAUCUUCAGAAUGGUCCUGUCAGAAAGAACUGGAAUUCCAGUGUAUCCCGAUCAAGUGGUUUUGAAGACUCUGUGGAACCAGUCAAUAGCAAUAACAAGUCUGUUAACCAUGGACUGAGGUACAACCUGCAAAAUCCACCUCCUUUCCGGCGUUUUCACACCCAGUACUGGCAACAAUCAGUCAGAAAAUUUUCACAAACUCAGAAUGUUUACCAGAGAUGUCCUGUGCCCCCUCCUGGCCCUGCUGGAGAGGACUAUUCACAAAGGAGAUACUUUUGGAAUAUGAAGCCAAAUGGUAGUCAAGCAGCUCAGAAUAAGAGGUGGUAUUCUGGUGGUUACCAACGUCUAUCUUCUCCAGCCUAUUGGGGAUGGAACAAGUGAUAGAGGCUUGUCCUGGAAUUCUACCUGCUGAACAGAGCUGGACUGAAGAUUGCUGGAGUUAUUUUCAGUAAAAAUCAGGUCAAAUUAUUUUUCAGGUCAAAUGAGGUUUUUUAAAAUAACUUUAUUGCCUCUUAUGUGUUCCAGCUUAAAGGAAAAUUGUGAAAAUUUUACCUCAUUGCUGAUAAAUUUACAUUAAUUAUAGCAAUGCAAAAAACAAAACAAAACAAAACCUGGUCAUU